Gymnogyps californianus (California condor) is the source of this 1686-nucleotide messenger RNA. RefSeq names its product DND microRNA-mediated repression inhibitor 1 (gene DND1). Gene Ontology annotation, cellular component: cytoplasm; nucleus. The record is from RefSeq and is a predicted model, not a curated record. Gene Ontology annotation, biological process: germ cell development; negative regulation of miRNA-mediated gene silencing; mRNA stabilization. Gene Ontology annotation, molecular function: mRNA binding. Bases 5 to 1012 code for a protein of 335 amino acids. Lineage: Eukaryota; Metazoa; Chordata; Aves; Accipitriformes; Cathartidae. The transcript has 5 exons.
CGCGAUGGAGGCGGAGACAUGGACCAACAGUAUCAACCAGGCCAAUAAGAUGGCCCUGCUUGUCUGGGCAAAAGAAACCGGCAUCGACCUGGUGCAGAUCAACGGGCAGAGGCGAUACGGUGGCCCCCCCCCAGGCUGGGUGGGAAACCCCCCACCGGCCGGCACGGAGGUGUUCAUUGGGAAGCUGCCGCAGGACAUGUACGAGAACGUGUUGAUCCCGCUCUUCCAGAGCGUGGGAAAGCUCUACGAGUUUCGCCUCAUGAUGACCUUCAGUGGGCUCAACCGGGGCUUUGCCUACGCCAAGUACAGCAACCGGCGCAGCGCGAAGGAGGCCAUCGCUGCCUUCAACAACUUCGAGGUGCGGGAGGGCUGCGCCAUCGUGGUGUGCAAGAGCACGGAAAAGUGCGAGCUGAGCGUGGAUGGCCUGGCCACCUCGGUGAGCCAGCGGGAGCUGGAGGCCGUGCUGCGGCGGGUCACGGAGGGGUUCCUCAGUGUCACCCUGUAUGCCAGCCCCUGCCAGAAACAGGCCCAGCUCGCUGUGCUGAAAUACAGCUCACACCAGGCUGCUGCCAUGGCCAAGAAAACCCUGAUGGAAGGGAACAUGAGGCUCGGUGGGGUGGAGAUGAGGGUGGACUGGCUGAACCCCGAUCUGAAGCAGAAACUGCAGUCGUGCGAGGAGAAGCCAUCAUCCAGCCGGGUGGAAGGGGGCAAGUGCCUGGGGAUCCCCAAGCAGGCACCGCUGUCUCCGGUGCUGCGCAACGCGCUGGACCGCCUGAACACCCUGUGCCGGAGGCAGUACCUGGGGACCCCGCUGUUCCUCACCAAGUGUGUCCAGGCAAACCCCAACGGGUGGCUGCAGUUCUGGUGCCGGGUGGUGAUCCCAGGGUGCCCCGUGCCCUUCAGUGGGUUCACGUGGGUCCGGCAGGAUGGGCCAGGCAGGAGCGGGCAUGAGGAGGCGAAGGUUGCAGUGGCGCUGCAGGUUCUCCGGAUGCUAGGAUGCCAGCUGAUGUAGGCAGCCGUUCUGCCCGAACCAUGAGUUGAACCUGAGCCGCCAGCCUCGGUGCCGCCGGCCGCAGGAGCGGUGUGCGAGCCCUGCUGGGGACCUGGUCCUGUUCCAGCUUUGCCUUGAGUUUAUUCCGGUUUGUUUUGAGAGCUGGCUCUGGAGGAUAGGGCUGCUGGCCUGGUCAAUGACAGCUGCCCUGUCCCCAGCCGGCUCUUGGGGAUGGUUCUGUUUUUGGGGGAGGUAGGUUUACCUGCCCAGUUUGGCUUCUUUUAAGUUGGUUUGUGUUGCUCUGCUGUGGUGGGGGGCCCGGUGCAGGUCUUGGGAGAAGCAGCAGCUGCUUGGAGAGACUGCCAGCGUCGGCUGCGGAGGCAGAGGGGACAUUGGGGGCUGCCUGGGCUCACCAGGGGACCGUCUAUUCUCAGCUGGCAUGCCUUGUUCCAGAGGAACAGCUUCAGGUGAGGACAGGGCCACACAUGGGGACUGUCCUGGUGAACGAGGGAUGUUCCAUGGGCUGAUGGAGUUGCUUUUUAACGAGGAGAGUGUCUGUGGGCUCUGGGAGGUGCAGGGCCAUUUGCGCUGUGGGGAAGUAGCCGUGGGGUUACCGGCUGUCUAUGAAUGAUGCCUCAGGACCAGGAGGUCCGGCUGCAUGCUGUUCACUUGGUAUUAAAGUAGCCUGGAAAGCA